This is a messenger RNA of Symbiodinium sp. CCMP2456, 409 nucleotides long. Lineage: Eukaryota; Dinophyceae; Suessiales; Symbiodiniaceae. The record is from the annotation of a GenBank genome assembly.
AUGGGGGGUGCCGCUUCCAGCGAAGUGAAGAACGCCAUCGAGGGCAAGUCGGCUGAUGAGAUCGCGGCCGCUCUGAAGGAGCUACCCGCGGACCAGCUGGCAAAGGUCAAGGAGGCGGUGGGCAAAGGUGCUCCUGCAGGCCAGGACUACAAGGGCCUCUUGGAGCAGCCUGCGGAACCAAAGUUCAAGGGAGCUCUGGCGCAAAUCUUCGUCCGCUCGCAGCCUUAUGGAGGAUCUGACAAGAGCAACAAUGGCCACCGCUACGACUCUAUUCCCUUCGCCAAUGGCAUGAUCACUUCCGGCAUGAGCUGCCAGUUGAUUCACUACACGCAUGAAGAGCAUGCUGCAUUCUUCGAGUUGUGCAAGAGCUUCAACUUCAUCAUCGUCCGCUGCAAUCCAGGCCUCAGAU